ACGGUUCAACAAGAGUGCGCGCAGGCGACUCCCAUAGAUGUCGGUUGUGCACGUCUCGUGGAUCUCACUAUGUACGAUCACUGACAACCGCUACAAUACUUCGUCCUACAAAACUGCGGUAUGAAACUUCAUGUUGAAUUAACUUCUCCUUCGGCGCGGAAGUGUGGAGGAUGGACGUUUCGUCCUACAGGUGUGCGUGCGCGUUUUAAACUGACAGCUAGCGCUCCGCUGACUUUUCGUGCCGCGUGAUUGUACGAAUAUACACUCGCCAAAGUAUACGUAGACGGCAAAGCAGCGUGUGUCUCGGAUCGCAAUGGAAGGAGGUGGUGAGGUUGUGACAGAGGUGCCGAGUUCGCUAAAGAAGCUCGUCCGGCUAACAAUUCGGGGUUUCUACAGCGUGGAGCAUGUAAUCGUCGUCGAUAUGCUCAUUCGAAAUCCCUGCGUCAAGGAGGACGAUCUGGCGGAUCUCCUCAAGCUGGAGAAGAAGCAGCUGCGAGCUGUUGUCGCUCAGCUCAAAAGUGAUCGCUUCGUCAAGGUCCGACUGCGGAUGGAAACAGGUAGCGACGGCAAGGCGACCCGCCAAAACUACUACUACAUAAACUACAAGGUUUUCGUGAACGUCGUCAAAUACAAGCUCGAUCACAUGCGUCGUAAGAUUGAGACCGAGGAGCGCGACUCGACGAGUCGCGCGUCGUUCCGUUGCACGGGCUGUUCCAAGAGCUUCACGGACCUAGAAGCGGACCGCUUGCUCGACUUCGCCAGCGGCCAGUUCCGUUGCAGCUACUGUUGCGCGCCGGUUGAAGAGGACCAGGCAGCCCUGCCGCGGCAGGACUCGCGUCUCCUGCUGGCGCGGUUCAACGACCAGAUACAGCCCCUGUACACGCUUCUUCGCGAGUUGGACGACGUGCGACUCGCGCCGCAUUUGCUCGAGCCCGAGCCGACGGACCUCAGCGCGGUGUUGCAGCAGAGCCGCCGUGCCGGGGGGCGCGCCAGUCCGACGCUCCAAAUGCAGUCAGGCGCGCAUGGCCGGUCCAGGGAUGGUCCCUGGAGCGGCGACGCCACGCGCCACCAAGGUUCGGGACAGGGCGCCGGCAUCACCGUCAACCUGGGCGAAGCGACCCCUUCGGCUCCUUCGGCACCCCAGCGCGAGGCGCCAGCGUGGAUGGUCCACAGUACAGUUCUCGACACGCCGACCGCGCCGGUUAAUGUACCUGAAGAAGUGGCUCCUGUCAUCUCUGAAACGGGAUCACGGCCCCACAGUGCCAUCAUGGAAACACUAUUGGCACAUGAGAAGCAGCCUGUUGUGCAGCCACCAAAGGACUCAAGUGACUCGGAAGACGCCCAAGGUAUGCCUGAGCCGGUGCGAGAUGUUGCGCAGUCUGAAGAGGAAGAAGACGACGAGGAAGAGGAGGAGACCCAGGUUAUGGUGGAAGGGAAGCCAGUGCCUUUGCAGGACGUCACAGAGGAAAUGGUGGCCCGCAUGACGAGCACCGAAAAAGAGGACUACAUACGGCUCCGGCAAGAGCUGUACUCCAUGAUGUACGAGUGACACAAUAGUGCAGACAACACACUGUUUUUUUUUGUGUUUUAAUACAUGGCUCAGACACGCA
Dermacentor albipictus is the source of this 1610-nucleotide messenger RNA. It is a transcript of the gene TfIIEalpha, whose product is annotated as transcription factor IIEalpha. Gene Ontology annotation, biological process: transcription initiation at RNA polymerase II promoter; transcription open complex formation at RNA polymerase II promoter. NCBI's taxonomy places the organism in Eukaryota, Metazoa, Arthropoda, Arachnida, Ixodida, Ixodidae. Gene Ontology annotation, cellular component: transcription factor TFIIE complex. The record is from RefSeq and is a predicted model, not a curated record.